Molecule: messenger RNA, 1263 nt
Organism: Manihot esculenta (cassava)
Lineage: Eukaryota; Viridiplantae; Streptophyta; Magnoliopsida; Malpighiales; Euphorbiaceae
Product: glutamyl-tRNA reductase-binding protein, chloroplastic
Exons: 5
Coding region: 184-1134 (316 amino acids)
Cellular component (GO): chloroplast
Source: RefSeq, a predicted model, not a curated record
AUGCUGUACGAAGGCCUAAGAUUGCGUUUUACUCAAUCCAACGGUUGAAGAGGCCACAUGUAGUGGUACUCCAGUUACCGUCGGAUACUCCGUUAUCAAUAUCAACAUCUUCAAAUAUUCCAAAUCAUUUCAAUCAAUUCAAAGUCCCAAAUUAGACUCCAAAAUCUUCCUCUGCGUGUCUCAAUGCAUCUCCAUACUCAAUCUCUAACCGCUUGCUUUCCUCUUUCUCAAUUCACUAUCCCCAAACCCAUAACCAAACUCCAAUUUGCUCCUCCUAAGCAAAACCCAUUUCGACAAUUAUCGUUAAAAUGCUCACUUUCCACAGUUUCAGAGCCUGCCCAUCUGGAAUCCUCCAUCGACAAGCCGUUUCCUGCUGAAGUUUCGAGAACAAUCAUGGAGUUGUCUUCAGUUGGCACUCUCUCUACUUUGACCAGCGAGAGUUGGCCCCUAGGAGUUGGUGUUCGGUUUGCCGUGGACGAUGAUGGGACGCCUGUUUUGUGUUUGAGUGAUCGCCACAGUCAGUUCUCCGUGGACAAGAGGUCCAGCCUUCAUGUUCAGUUGGAACAGUGUGGAAUGCGGACUCAGCAGUGCACAAUUCAAGGCAGCCUGCAGAAGCCAGACGACGGGAAGGUUUUGAAGUGGCAACAAUCACUGUGGAAAAAGAGAUUUGGAGAAGAAGUGGAUGAUGAGCUCAUAUAUGUUAUUGCUGUGGAACGGGUACUUCAAAUGGAAGAUUUUAUGGAGGAUGGUGUAUGGGUCUCUUCAUCAGAUUAUAAGAAUGCAAUCCCUGAUCCACUCAGAGGGUCUGCAGAAGCAAUUGUUAAUGAGAUAAAUGACAAGAACAUUGAAGAUGUUCACCGCUUUUGCAACAUAUACGUUGAUUUGGAUUUCCAGGUGACGGAAGCAAAGAUGAUAUGGGUUGAUAGGCUUGGGUUGGACAUACGUGUGUACAGUCCGGAGAGAGGGGUUUUUGAUGUUAGAAUUCCGUUCCCAAGAGAAGUGACGGAUGAAAAAGGGGCCAAGUCAUCAUUCAACGGCAUGUCGCAGCUUGCUUGGGAGGUCGAGAGAAAUUAUCGUCUCCCUGAUUUUAACAAGGUCACACAAUUGAAGCGUAUAACUUAUAGGGGAUUGUAAACAUUUUUUGAGAAUUCUGUUAAUUUCAAUUUCAUUUAGUUCAGUGUUUCCUUUUUCUUUAUAAAAAAAAUUGAUUUGUAUGUAUUACUAAAGAAAGAGUUAAAGGUGAGUUUAAGGUUAAAUUGGAAA